Molecule: messenger RNA, 1609 nt
Organism: Acaromyces ingoldii
Lineage: Eukaryota; Fungi; Basidiomycota; Exobasidiomycetes; Exobasidiales; Cryptobasidiaceae
Product: ribosomal protein L2
Exons: 2
Coding region: 35-1501 (488 amino acids)
Biological process (GO): cytoplasmic translation
Cellular component (GO): ribosome
Molecular function (GO): structural constituent of ribosome; RNA binding
Source: RefSeq, a predicted model, not a curated record
GGCGACAAAUGGUGAGGACCACACGACUGAGGCUAUGUGGCAGGCUACGCUGAGGCACGCAGCCACAUCAGGCGCUGUGCUCUCACCGAGACAGACGUUUGGGAGAGCUACAGCCGGGAGUGGCGUGCGGACACUGAGUGGGACGGCUGCAACCGCGGCGAGACUUGCAUCUUCUUCGCAAGUCGUCGUGGGUGUCAACAAUGGCCCCUUCCCUGUGUCCACCUCUGUUCCCUCGCCGCCUUCCUCGCCGUCGGUCUUGGGCGCAUCUGAACAGGCUGCGGCACUUCUGGGGCCCAUUUCUCGACGAGAACGGCGAGCAGCGCAAAAGGAACGACGAAAAGAGGCACUGAAACGCAAGGCCGGCCAAUCCAUCUUUGCGCGCAUGGGUGUCAGUUCCGAGAAGGUCUCGCCAUACGUGCGGAAGGAUCGACAAUUCAAGACAUUUAAGCCUCUGACGCCCUCGUUGCGGUGGGUACGGACAGCAUUGAAUCCGCAUCUGCACAAGGGCGGACCAGAGCGAGGUCUUACGGUGGCAAAGCGAGCAAAAGGAGGAAGGAACCACCACGGUCGUCUGACAGUGCGGGGCGUGGGCGGAGGACAUCGAAGGAGAAUCAGGAUGGUCGAUUUCGAGAGAUCAAAGCCAGGCGAACAGAAGGUUCUGCGGAUUGAAUACGAUCCAGGCAGAUCCGCACACAUUGCCCUCAUAGAGCACCAGUCGACCAAGGUAAAGAGCUACAUCCUUGCGCCUGAAGGUCUCCGGGAGGGCGAUGUAGUGCAGAGCUACCGACACUAUGCAUUGGGGCAGUCGGACGCCGUCGGUUCGGGGGACCUCGCAGACAGUGGCAACAGUGCAAACUCUUCGUUGAACUUGGGCAUCUUCCGAACAAAGGCUAUCAAGCCGGGAAACGUUCUUCCGCUCAAGAUGAUCCCCAUCGGCACGACGAUUCACGCCAUCUCCCUCAUGCCAGAAGGGCCUGCCAAGCUGGUUCGUUCGGCUGGCGCCUACGGUCAGCUGGUCGCAUUUGUCAACCGAUCCAAGGCAAAGCCGACGGCUGCUUCGGCCGAUGAUGAUGCCAACCCUUCUCCCGAAGCACUGAUGUUGGAAGAACGGGCGGAAGCCGAGGCUGCGGCCUCGUCAUCGGCCCCAAAGACACAUGCACAGGUCAAGCUGCAAUCGGGCGAAGUGCGCCUCGUCCUCGCUGGAUGCUGCGCGACCAUUGGCAGGGUGAGCAACGCUGACCACGAACAUGAGCGGCUGGGCAAGGCCGGAAGAAGUCGAUGGCUGGGCAGGAGGCCCAAGGUGCGAGGUGUGGCCAUGAAUGCCGUCGAUCACCCUCACGGUGGUGGUCGAGGAAAAUCCAAGUCAAACAUGCACCCGCGGUCGAUCUACGGCCAAAAGACAAAGGGACCCAGGACAAGAAAGCCCGGUACAAAGAAUGGCAACCAGAUGGUCGUUCGCGAACGUCCCCGCCGCAACGGGAAGCGAGCGGGCAAGCCUUGAACACAUCCCUCAUCACUCUCCAGAGGGUACGAUGUAGUCGCUCAUAGCAAUGAUGAUGGAUAGAGAUGUCUUGAUGCGACACUAGAAUAACAGGGGGCAAAGUUUAAG